AUGGCGGACGAAAAUGAAACAAAAGGCGUCUUCGCACGUUUCGGAUUCGGCGGAAAGAAGGUGACCAAAGCGAAGCUCGGGAUGGAAUCGUCGUUUUACUUCGACGAGGCGACGAAGACGUGGGUGGACAGGAGCGGCGCGAGCGGGACGGGUGGCGACUCGGCGAGCGGAACGGCAUCGCAGGCGCCGCCUAUGGCGCCGCCUAUGGCACCGAUUCCGACGACGACAGGGCCGCCGGGGAAUACAUUCGGAGGACCGGAGACGACCGGUGGGGUGGGUGUCGGGUCGCAGAGCGGGUCGCCGAGAGUGGGCGGCGGACCGCCGCGACAGCGAUACGUGGAUGUAUUCGCGCGAGACGGUGGAACGACGAGCGGGCCGGCUGUGAGCGCGCCCGUGAGUGCGUUUGUUCCGAGCGCGGCGCCGAUCGGGGCAGGAUUCGGAGGUGCGCCGGCGCCGGGGAUGUCCUUUUUUGUCCCGGCGCCGCCGCCGGCGGAGGAACGCGAGGUUGACGCGCACGAGGCGCCGUUGGAACUGUUAAGACCGACUGCGAGCGCGACCGAAGAGGAAAUGAAGAGCGAAAACGUUGCGCCGAUCAUUUCUGCGGUCGACGCGCUGGAACAACCUGCGCGAACGUCAGAGCCCGCUGUAGAGGCGGAGUCAUCCGCGCCCGCGGAGACGCCUUAUCCAGAGAGCGAGGCCUUGGACGCGUUCGGCGGCGGUGCGAGUGACUGGGCGAGCGAACAAACCGGCGCGGGUGUCGCGAGCGAUUGGGCGAUCGAUCAAACCGACGGCGGCGCGAACGACUGGGUGACUGAACAAGCCACUGACCAAGACCAAGGUGUGCGAUGGGACGCCCAAGCCGAGAGCGCAGGCGCACUUUGGGAGUCGCAAACACAAGAUUGGCUUCAGCACGAAGCUGCCGCCGCGCCGUAUCCGGUCGAGGAAGAGGUUGGGGCGCCUGAAGCGGUGGAGACACAACAUAUCUCGGCUCCUGAGCCGUCGAGUGAGGAGGCCCACGCCGACGCCGCGGGCGAAGCGCAGGCUUCUUGGGAAGGAUACGAGGGUCAUGAAGACUACGAUUACGAUCCACGCUGGAAAUGGGACGAGAACAAGAACGAAUGGUACUGGGAUGGCGGUGAUGACGACGAGAACUGGAUUGAGCGAGCGACGCACGACGCCGAGGUGCAGGAGCUGCGCUCGACGAUCGAGGCGACGACGACGGAGUUGGAGGACGUAAAACUCAAUCGUGACGCCGUUGCCGACGAAUUAGCUCAAGCGCUUAGGAGGGAGACGGAAUUGUGCGCGAAGGUUGAGACUCUUGAGGUGGAGCUUGCGAGUCGCGCGCCAGAGGCCGCGAGUGCAGAAGCCGUCAACGAGGCGUUCGAGCGCGGUAAAGAGCAAGGAUACCAGGAGGGUUACGCUGCGGGAAGCGCCGAGGCCCAGGAAGAGCUCGCCGAUCUCCUCGUAUGUCUCGGCCAAGAGGGUAGACGCGUCGAAAAGCUCCGCGACAUGCUCGCAGAGACCGGCGCGGACAUGGACGCCAUCCUGGCCGAGUUUGAGGCGGAGGAGGACGAACAGAUCGCCAAUCUCGUCGCGGGCGAACAUGACGGCGCAACAGUAGACACAAACGACGUCUCGCUCGAUCAAAUCGACGACGUCGACCUCUCCGGCCUUCCGGAGAUUUCCCCGACCAUGAAAGCAAUGGCGGCGGAGAUCGACACUCCUGAACGAUUCCGCGAUUUCCGCGUCUCUUCCAACCUCAGCGCCGACGCAGAUGAAUUCAUUCUCCCAACCCCGCCCAAGGCGAAGAAUCGCGGCGAGCGCAACCUCCAGGAGGCUUUCGAGCUCGCGUAG
Messenger RNA from Ostreococcus tauri, 1854 nucleotides. RefSeq names its product Uso1/p115-like vesicle tethering protein,C-terminal. The coding region runs from base 1 to 1854 and encodes 617 amino acids. Lineage: Eukaryota; Viridiplantae; Chlorophyta; Mamiellophyceae; Mamiellales; Bathycoccaceae. The record is from RefSeq and is a predicted model, not a curated record. Gene Ontology annotation, biological process: COPII vesicle coat assembly; autophagy; Golgi organization. Gene Ontology annotation, cellular component: ER to Golgi transport vesicle membrane; endoplasmic reticulum exit site. The transcript is spliced from 2 exons.